AUGAUUCAUAUACCAUAUAUAAUCGAUAAUAAUAAAAACAUUACACCCGUCAAUCGUUUAAUUGGUGAUAGUCAAAAUAGUCAAAAUAGUCAAAAUAGUAUUAUGCCAUUAGAAUCUUUGGAUAGUCAAAGAUUUAAUAAUUUAACGGUUAAUUCUAUAGAACAGAAUAUGUCAACCACUGGUUUUUGUUCGAUUGACUCAGCGACCGUCGCUACAAACUCUCAAUUAUUUUCACCAAAUAAAUCUUAUACUGCAACAUAUCAAACAUAUCAUAAGACUUUGGCCGAAAAUCAAGCCAUGGCUCUUGCUCAAUUGUUAGUACCCAAAGACGAAUUGUUACGUGCGGCUGUAAAUAUUUAUGGUCCACAUAAAUGGUCACUAGUAGCAACUAAUAUUCCAAAUCGAACCCCGAUGCAAUGCUCAGCUCGUUGGGUAGGGGCUCUUAACCCAUCCAUUCUCAAAGGUCGUUGGACCGCUCAAGAAGAUUCUACACUUACUGAAACUGUACAACAAUAUCUAAAUGCUAUCGACUCACAAGGUAACCCACAACCUCUCCCCUGGAAUAAGGUUUCAAAACGUAUUCCACAAAGAACCGGAGCUCAAUGUCAAGCUCGAUGGACCGAAGCAUUAGACCCAAAUAUUAAAAAGGGGAAAUGGUCUCCGUCAGAAGACGAAAUUUUAAAAGAUGGUGUUAAGAUUUAUGGUAGAUGUUGGAUUCGUAUUGCAGAAAUGAUUGAAGGCAGGACACAACAAGCAAAAAUUAAAAAUGAAUCAACAAAUAAUAACACUUCCAAUUCAACGAAUAAAAAUCAGAAUGUUGUCAUUUUAACGCCUCCAACUACAACUCCAUCGACACCAGCACAAUCAAUCAAAAACAAUUAUUCAUCUUCGCCUACUCUUAUACAAGGAGGGGUAAUGACGCCAUCUCAAAUAGGCAAUUCGUUCGCCAACAUAACUCAUUCUCAAUUCAAUACUUCACCUGAACUUUAUCAAAGCCCUGUUUUUUCAAGUCCAUCGACUCCAGCUGAGAGUCCUUGUUUCUCUAGCAAUAUUGAUAUUCCCAAUUUUUUCACAAACGGUGAUUCGACAAACUUCGAACAUUCGCAAAUAAUUUUUCAAUCUCCUCAAGCAAAUCCUUUAUGUUUUUACGGACCGAAAAGCAACCAUACGAUUAAGCUUUGGGACGGUGGUGAUGUUGGUGUUAAGGGAACAGUUCGUGAUUGUUUAUUUGUUGCAUCGGUUCACCAUCGUCCAGAAUAA
Diversispora eburnea is the source of this 1260-nucleotide messenger RNA. NCBI's taxonomy places the organism in Eukaryota, Fungi, Glomeromycota, Glomeromycetes, Diversisporales, Diversisporaceae. The record is from the annotation of a GenBank genome assembly.